Messenger RNA from Verticillium dahliae VdLs.17, 471 nucleotides. RefSeq lists its product as uncharacterized. The record is from RefSeq and is a predicted model, not a curated record. Gene Ontology annotation, cellular component: cytoplasm. The transcript is spliced from 3 exons. NCBI's taxonomy places the organism in Eukaryota, Fungi, Ascomycota, Sordariomycetes, Glomerellales, Plectosphaerellaceae. Gene Ontology annotation, biological process: iron-sulfur cluster assembly. Bases 1 to 471 code for a protein of 156 amino acids. Gene Ontology annotation, molecular function: iron-sulfur cluster binding.
AUGGCGCCCCCCGUGCAGAGCACCCCCGCCGGUGUGGGUUUCGUCAACCUCGACGACGACUUUGGCGAUGACGACGACGACGAUCUCAUCGACGAGGAUACUCUACUGACCGAGGAGGAUCUGAUGCGCCCUGUCAACAUCCCCCCCGAGUGUGCUCCCAAGGCCGGCAAGCGCCGCCGCGCCUGCAAGGACUGCAGCUGCGGUCUGGCGGAGAGGCUGGCGGCCGAGGACGCUGCGAAGCGCGCCGCCGCCGACGCCCAGCUCGGCGCCAUCCAGAAGCAGGCCGCCAACGUCAAGCUGGCCGCUGACGAUCUGGCCGAGGUUGACUUUACCGUCCAGGGCAAGGUCGGCAGCUGCGGCAACUGCGCCCUGGGCGACGCGUUCCGAUGCGACGGAUGCCCCUAUGUCGGUCUCCCUCCCUUCAAGCCGGGCGAGGAGGUUAGACUCCUCAACAACGAGAUUCAACUGUAA